AAAAGAGGCAUGGGAGACCCCUAAGAGUCCAUCUCUAAACGCCCCUUCAAAAUGCUCUGUCCAUCCCCAAUUAUAUAUGGACUACUAGUUUAGUCGCUUCAAUACUCCUCCCUUGAGCCUUCUUAUGUUUCUAUCUUGUGUCUCACCUUCUAUCCUACUCAAUCAUCUUGAAAGAGAAAACAAAAUUUAUAAGCGAUAAGUUGAGAGAAUAAAUUAAUUUCAUUAUCUUAAUUCUAAAAUUUAAAAUUAUCCACAGUUAGCAAAACUAAACGUUGAGGUAUAAUAUGCUUAGGAUUUAAGCAACAUGGUAGGUAGGGCUCAAAUUCUUGCCGCCACUCCAGACCCAUUAACCAUUUAGGGCUUUGGUUGGACCGAAAAGAAAAGCCCAUCUCUGUUUCUGCUUUUGCUUUCUACCUAGGGUUUAGAAAUUUUCUCUCGUCUUCGGUUCGGAAUUUUCUUUUUGGGGAUGCAACUGACUCUUGAGUUCGGUGGUGGGCUCGAGCUUCUAUGUGAGUCAGUAAAGAUCCAUAGUGUAAAUGUUGAUCCACAAGUUGGUGAAGAGAAGUUAACCAUGAAAGAUUUGCUCUCUUGGGUUCGUGCCAAUUUGAUCAAGGAGAGGCCUGAGAUGUUCAUGAAAGGAGAUUCUGUGAGACCUGGGGUUCUGGUCCUUGUCAAUGAUUGUGAUUGGGAGCUGAGUGGCCAGCUUGAUACUACAUUAGAAGAGAAGGAUGUGAUUGUUUUCAUCUCAACCCUGCAUGGUGGAUAGUAUCAUGAUUUUGGUGUUCAUGAUCUGUGUUAAGUUCAUGAUUAAAGACAAAUGUUGACUAUUUCUCCAAUACUUAAAUUCUGUGUCUCAGUGACUCUAUGUUUUUGCUCAUACAUAGAUGAGGCAGGCGUGUUACUCCAAAAUGUCACAAUAACUAUAAUCUGAUUAUCAGAUUGAAUUUUGAAUGUAAAAUCUCUCUUAGGGUGACUUUUCAGUAGGUA
Molecule: messenger RNA, 987 nt
Organism: Vitis vinifera (wine grape)
Lineage: Eukaryota; Viridiplantae; Streptophyta; Magnoliopsida; Vitales; Vitaceae
Product: ubiquitin-related modifier 1 homolog 2
Exons: 4
Coding region: 467-766 (99 amino acids)
Biological process (GO): tRNA thio-modification; protein urmylation
Cellular component (GO): cytoplasm; nucleus
Molecular function (GO): protein tag activity
Source: RefSeq, a predicted model, not a curated record